AUGGCUUCCCACGAGAAAGACUUCCCCGCGAUUCGCGCUUGCAUUUUCGACAUGGACGGGCUGCUCAUCAACUCUGAGGACAUAAUCACAUUAUCCACGAACCGUGUUCUUGAAAAACAUGGAAGGCCGGCCUUUACUCAGUCAAUUAGAGCCCAACUCAUGGGCGUCCCAGACUCGACAAACGGCGAUGUAUUCCACAACUGGGCAAAAUUACCUCCGCUUUCUGGCGCAGAAAAGAUGUUGUUCAACCUCAGUCGUGCGAGGAGUGCUUCAUCUGGGGAAAGAAUCCAGCUGGCAUUGGCAUCCAGCACCAAGACUGAUACCUAUAAGCUAAAAACUUAUAGACCGGAGACGAAACGGCUGCUUGACAACUUCCAGGCCGAUAGGCGGAUCCUGGGUGACGAUCCGAGAGUGCGACAGGGCCGAGGGAAGCCAGCCCCUGACAUAUACCUACUUGCGCUAGAGUCUAUCAACUCAGUGGCAUGUUCUGGCCAGAGACCAAUACAACCUAACGAGUGUUUGGUGUUUGAAGACAGCGUGGCUGGGGUAGAAGCGGGAAGUCGCACCGGGAUGAGAGUUGUUUGGGUGCCGCAUCAGGAUGUGGCUGCUGAAUAUGAAGCAAGAGAAAAAGACGUGCUAGCUGCGAGGUCGGGAAUGUUCGGGCUCGGAGAUGAUGGGCAGCUAGGGGAGACUGACGAUGGCUGGGCUGAAAGCAUGUCGAGUCUGGAACAUUUCGAUUACAAGAAGUACGGCAUCAACAUGCCAUCCUGA
Molecule: messenger RNA, 771 nt
Organism: Colletotrichum destructivum
Lineage: Eukaryota; Fungi; Ascomycota; Sordariomycetes; Glomerellales; Glomerellaceae
Product: Putative phosphoglycolate phosphatase-like, domain 2, HAD superfamily
Exons: 3
Coding region: 1-771 (256 amino acids)
Molecular function (GO): phosphatase activity
Source: RefSeq, a predicted model, not a curated record